Messenger RNA from Thelazia callipaeda (thelaziosis nematode), 1035 nucleotides. The record is from the annotation of a GenBank genome assembly. Lineage: Eukaryota; Metazoa; Nematoda; Chromadorea; Rhabditida; Thelaziidae.
AUGAUCAUCAAUGAAUCGGAUAUAAUUCUUGUAUCAGACAACGAAAAGAGGGAAUCACAAAAACACGAGAGCCUUCGUCUUUCAUUUUCUGAGGAAUCGGUCAGUUUUAAGAGUUAUAAUGCAGAAAGCGAACACUUUCAUAUUUCUUCUCAGAUAUCUUGCGGAUCAAGAAAGAUUGGCGAAGAAAAAGAACGGAACAAAAGUAGAAAAGUUCCUUCUCUGCCUUCUGUUUUGAAUGAAUUCUUCGGCGUUUAUUGUUUGCUAAGUAGAAGUCCAAAGAAAUAUUUUAAGAAUAGAUGUUAUAUUGGUUAUACUGUUGAUCCAAAUCGUCGAAUACGCCAACAUAAUGCUGGAAAAGAAUUUGGAGGAGCAAGAAAAACAGAUCAUAGAGGACCGUGGGAUAUGGUUUGCAUUAUACACGGUUUUCCAAAUAAUGUAUCUGCAUUACGAUUUGAGUGGGCUUGGCAAAAUCCAAAAAAAUCACGAAGAUUACGAAUUCUGAAUUUAAAAAAAAGAGCAAAUGAGACUGCUUUUGCUUUUCGAUUGCGUAUUGCUUGCCAUAUGUUGAAUAGCGAUCCAUGGCGUCGUCUCUCUUUAACGUUUCGAUGGCUCUUACCUGAUUUAGAAAUUCCGUUCCCGACAGAUGCUUUACCCCCUCCUCAUAUCAGUGUAGAACGCGGAUCUAUAAUCAAGACAUCUACAUUGAUCCCACAGUUGCAAGAAGAAUAUGAUACUAUCGGAAUCUGCUUAUUGUGCCUAAAAUCAAUAAAUUCAAUAUCCGAACUAUUUCGUUGUUUCGCUAGUAAAGUAUGCAAAUCACGUUUCCAUAUGCGAUGUUUGUCAAAGCAUGCUUUAAAUGUGAAUGACGACUACAAAACUCUGUUAUUUCCUAUUCAAGGACAUUGUCCCAAAUGCGGUAUGUCAUAUCUGUGGGGCGAAUUGGUGAGAGAUCAACGAAUUCUUCUAGCAGUUAGUGAGUUCAAUUCCAGUGGUACAUCAUCUAAUAUGAUACCUCAUCAACUUAUCAAGUUUUGA